This is a messenger RNA of Heterobilharzia americana, 498 nucleotides long. The record is from the annotation of a GenBank genome assembly. Lineage: Eukaryota; Metazoa; Platyhelminthes; Trematoda; Strigeidida; Schistosomatidae.
AUGGAUGUUACCUGUUCAAUUUGCUUAAGCAUCUUGUUCAAACCAGUUCAUCUUCCCUGCAAACACCAAUUUUGUAGGGACUGUAUAGGUCAGGCAGUCAACUUUACUGCAUACCAGUGCCCUAUUUGCAGAUAUAGACUUUCAAACUGGUUACGUAAAGUGAAAGAUUUGGAUUCUGUAGUGUCGGAAACCAAAGAAAAUGAAAUUCGAAGCCUCUUUCCAAAAUAUUACGCUGCCAAAGAACUGGGAAUUUCUCCGUCUUUGUCUGAACUUGAACGCAAAAAUAUGUUAAAUGCAAAUACAGAUUUCAUCCCAAAUUGUUCUGCCGAAGCAGGAGAUGUGCAUGAAUAUUAUGUAAAAGAGGUUGAAAAGUACUCAAGUUUACGCUCUCUGCAAGAGAAAGAAAAUGAAGAAGCUUCGUUAGCACUAGCAGCUCAGAUUCUAUCCGAAGAUGGCCUUAGUCUCCUAGCAGAUGAUAUUUCACCUGGUAGGCGUUGA